Molecule: messenger RNA, 3952 nt
Organism: Orbicella faveolata
Lineage: Eukaryota; Metazoa; Cnidaria; Anthozoa; Scleractinia; Merulinidae
Source: RefSeq, a predicted model, not a curated record
GAGCUUGUUAGUAAAAUAGCUGUCACUCACGCGAAUCACGCUUGAACGGCUCUUGUCAAAAGAGUUUGAUCCGACGUUUAAUACAUUAGACAGAGUUUUCUCUCUCAUAACUGAGUGAUCACUGAUUCGACAUGAUAAAGUGUCCUACAGCUAAAUUUAGCCUUUUCCUCGGUCAGCCAAAAUUUUGUCGACCUGGUGCUAUGGAAUGCGUUCAGUGUAGUCGCCAACUGCAGACGCCAUUGUGCAGUCUGUUUAUAUGCGUCUAUGUAGACGUAUUCAACAAAACAAAGCAGUCCUUAGACAUGUUAUCAGCCGCACCAAUCAAUGCAAUCACGCACCAGACACAAGAUAAAUUUACAUGAUUUUUUCUGUUUCUGGUUUCAAUUUUCAUGUCUCAUUUCCUUACCAGGUCUCCUGAAGUGGCAAGAGAAGGAAUCCACGGGGGAUAACUCGUACAACAGUUAUAUGUUAUUCGCUUUUUACCGGCUGGAAAAGUUUGCGACAACUGCAGUGAUCGCUUCGGGAAUUUGCUCAUCGCUUAUUGAAGACUGUUAAGCUUCCUGUUUCAGCCCCGAGGGUACCUGGGAACUGCGCUGCGACGCGGAAAGAACCUCAAAGGACGUGAAGUCUUCUCAGCAACAUAAAAUGGAUCCGAUCAAGCUUUGCUCCAUUCUUUCCGUGAUGUUUGGGGCCACAUCUUUCUUGGUUCUCGUUGUAGCUUCUCAAGUAUCGGAAGCAUCAUCUUCAUCUCCAUCUCCAUCUCCGUCAACGUCAACACCUCCUCCUGAAUCAACAUCAAUAUUACCAUCUCCGUCUCCAUCUCCAUCAACGUCAACACCUCCUCCUCAAUCAACAUCAACAUUACCAUCUCUGUCACCGUCAACACCUCCUCCUGAAUCAACAUCAAUAUUACCAUCUCCAUCUUCAUCUCCAUCAACGUCAAUACCUCCACCUCAAUCAACAUCAACAUUACCAUCUCUGUCACCGUUAACACCUCCUCCUGAAUCAACAUCAAUAUUACCAUCUCCAUCUCCAUCUCCAUCAACGUCAACACCUCCACCUCAAUCUGCAUCAACAUUACCAUCUCUGUCACCGUCAACACCUCCUCCUGAAUUAACAUCAAUAUUACCAUCUCCAUCUCCAUCUCCAUCAACGUCAACACCCCCUCCUCAAUCAACAUCAACAUUACCAUCUCCAUCUACAUCUCCAUCAACGUCAACACCUCCUCCUCAAUCAACAUCAACAUCAACAUCAACAUUACCAUCUCCAUCUACAUCUCCGUCUCCAUCUCCAUCAACGUCAUCACCUCUCCCUGAAUCAACAUCAGCAUUACCAUCUCCAUCUACAUCUACAUCUCCAUCAACACCUCCUCAGUCGACAUCGGCAUUACUAUCUUUAUCUCCAUCACUUCCAACACCUCCUCCUCAAUCAACAUCAGCAUUGCGAUCUCCACCUCCGUCACCGUCAGUGGCUCCCUCUCAAUCACCAACAGCAUUACCAUCUCCACCUUCAUCUCCUUCAACGUCCGCACCUCCUCCUCAAGCAACAUCUGCAUUACCAUCAUCACAGUCAGUAUCAUCAAUAUCACCUCUACCUCCAUCCCCUUCACCAUCUUCAUCACCGUCAGCACCUUCUCAAUCAACAGCAUUACCAUCUCCAUCACCAUCCCCACGAGCAUCGUCAACGUCAUCACCAUCAUCUUUUCCAUCUUCGUCACUAUCAGCAUUAUCAUCUACAGCUCCGUCUUUAACAUCAUCACCGUCACCAUCUCAAUCUUUAUCUCUUUCUCCAUCAGCAUCAUUAUCACGAUCUCCAUCAUCAAAAAUUUUGUUGCCAUCCUCGACUACAACUCCUGCGCAAUCAACGACGGGACCGUCCACAACACCGUCAACAGAGGGCUCCAAGGAAUUUAAAGGAAGCGGGUCAAUAGAUAGACAGUGGAACAAUGACUAUGCCAACAACAGUACAACUGCGUACAAACAACUCUCCAGCGAUCUGAAAAACCAUUUAGAGUUAGUCCUCAAGAAAUCAUAUGAAGAAAACUUCAUUGAUGUAGAAGUGAGUAACUUUCGGGAGGGAAGCGUGAAAUUCGAUUUUACAGUUUACCUAAAGGCCACAACGAAUGUUGACGAGGACACACUGAAAGAUGCAAUACAGAAGGGAGAAGGAGGUUCAAAUUUCACUAUCACUGGAGUUAGUGUGAGACAGAUCGCUGGUCCCACGCCAACUACGAGUACAACAGAGAAGCCUGAGGCAGGGUCCGGGUUAGAGAAAUGGAAAAUUGUCCUUAUUGCAACCAUGCCUGUGAUUGUAAUUUUACUGAUCGCAUUAUUAGUCGUCGUGUACCAAAACAGAAGAUUAAGAAGUGUGCAGAGAAACUUUCCUGUGUUGCAUGUUGACAGUGGUCACUCUAGAUCUGUGCAGCCCCGUAUGUACACGUACAGUGUGUCCUCGAACACAAAGGAAAUGUUCCAGUUAACUGGCCCUGGAGAGAACGCAGGCAGCAAAAAUAGUCAUGGAUUGACGACAUUUAGUCCGGAUAAUCACGGCCUCAGUGGCGCCAGUAACUCAGGUUACCUUACACUGGAAGGUGACAAGUCAGAGCGAGACUCUCAGUGGCUAGACUGGAACAAAAGUGAUGCUUCAGAUGAAGACAGCGUGCGCCACUCACCUGGAGUGGGCUUCAUUUAGCAAUUGUGCAAUUUACGUUUUUAAGGAACAAGAGACAGGAAUCGCAAUCAGUCAGAUACCCCCAAGUGAUAGGAAAAGAACUGGACAGAAAAACCCGAGAAUAAUUAGACCGACAAAUAGUUUCUACCUACAAUGUCUACAGUGUAUAAAUUUGUUGCUCUAUGUAAAUUAGCGAGAAAUAGUGUGAGCUAAAAGAUGCUGUCUUGAUCGGCACCCAAAUCUCCAAACUAACUUAAAUUAUAGACGUUUAUUGCAGCCAGUAGAAAGAAUAUCAAGCUUGCGUUACUCCAACCAAUCAACUGACAUUUAAGGACUAAAGUACGUUUAAGAGAAAUGAGACAUCCUCAUAUAUAUGUUCGAGCAUAGCAAACUUUACAGAAGUUCGACAGCACAGCUAGGGAGCGGUAGAGACGAAGACAGCUACAGACAGGGAGGGAUUGUACCAUACUGUCUUCGAAAAGCCCCCAUGGGGAAAGAUAAUAAAGGAUGUAUGUAUGUAUGAAUCACGCUUGGCUGUUCUAAGUUUUAGGUCUGACCUUAGCUAUAUUGUGAGAUUAUCAAUUAUUUUCGUAUUUUCUUUGCCGGUACUUCAAAUUGAGAGGCUUUAAAAAUCGUCAUGUUGAAAAUGAGAUUUUCUUCACGUGAUCAUGUCGUGGUGCAAACACUUUGCAUAAGUGAGGCCCAACGCCAAGCCCGAAUAAAGCCAUAAGAACAAAGGCAACAAACAAACAAACAAACAAACAAACAAGCAAACAAACAAACAAAUUAGCAAACAAAAACACAAACACAAGCAAAUAACCUGCAACAAAAAACAAAGAUAAUCACAGGCAAAAAUCGAACGUAAAAGGUUAAUUCAGUAUAAUUUCCAGUAGGCUCAUUUAUUUAUGGUGGACGUAUUAAACAAAAUGCCGAUCGUAAAGGCUUUUGUCGUUAACGGCAAAAAAUUUCGGAAACGUUCGCGUCAGUUUUUUUUCUGCUGUAUUCAACUAAGCCAGUGUAUUUAUUUUUGAUAUCAACUCGGAAGAACAUUUGGCCCACGACCCAUGACCUCGACCCUAAUCUCAUCUGGAUCUCGGAUUUUUUUCCGAGUUGAUGUCAUUUCUACAUUUAGUAUUCCUUACUGUAAUAUUUAUUUUUGGUUGACGUAGUAUAAUUUUUUAGGUGAGGUCAUUGUUAAUAAAUUAGCUGUAGUAUCAACAUGUAAACUGACCGAAAAUCCUGUGUGUGCUAAUUUAAUUAAACAAUUCAAUAGUUAUAUACA